UUAUGUUAUUUUCUAGAUAAUAUUUUUACCUUUAAAUUUGAUAAUAGGUAAAUUUACUCUAAUAUUAAAGCUAACAUCACAAAAUGUAUUCUGCUGAACGCAAAUUUGUUAUGAUAUACGUUAGUACCACGACAACACAUGCGGGUAUGGCGUCUUCUUAAGUAUUUCUGAAUAAUAUCGACUAAACUUAUUUUAUUGGUUAUCACUAUUAACUGUAUUCAAUAACAAAUAAUUAAAUAUUUUAUUUACAAACACGUAGGUACCUAUAGACAUAAUAUACCUGGAUAAUAUUAUGUACAUAUGUUUUCGAUCAAUCAUCUGUAAGACUAUAUUAUAUUAUAUGAUUUAUAAUUCACUAUAGCUAGUUAUUAUUAACUAGCUACAAAUAAAAUAAAAUAGAUUUAUCAACACGCGUAUGUAUAUUUACAUGUUACUAUUUGUUUUUUUAAUAUUAAAUAAAUAAAAUUUUUCACAGAAAAUUAAACAUUUUGUUAUUUUUAAAUUGUAAGGUUAGGGUAUUUUAUAUUUUAAACAUUUUAAAACUUUAAUACAAAUACUUUUACUACCAACUAUUACUAAUACUACCACAUCUAUUACACCACUACAAAUAUAAAUAUAUAUUUCAAGUAUGACACGUUAUGCUAAUGUCCCACUAUCUUUUAACUGGACAUUUUGGUACAAAGAUAAGUGCGCAAAGGACGACGAUUGGAGAAUGAAUUUCCAAAAGCUAUUCGAAGUUUCGACGGUUACGGAAUUUAUCGAGGCCUACAAUAAAACAAAAUUGCCUUCUCGUUUACCCCUAGGAGCUAGUUAUUAUUUUUUCAAAAAUGGAAUACAGCCAAUGUGGGAAGAAGAACCGAAUAAAGGCGCAGGAGCUUGGGUAAUUGUGGUUACUAAUCGGAUUAGUAAUGAUUUGAAUUUGAUUUGGUCAGAUAUGUUGUUUACACUCAUUACUAGCGGCUUUAAAGAGUUGUCGUGUUAUUUAUGUGGUAUCACGUGUAACGUGAGGGACAAACAAACACAAAAAGUUACAAUAUGGACAGUUAAAACUACAUUGGAAAAUUAUGAACAUAUAAUAAAGAUUGGAAAAAUUCUACAAACCCUCAAACAAAACGUUUACGAAAUAAAAUCAAUAAAAUAUAAAUUACAUAAUAGAUUGUCAAAUGAUUUUGACUAUGUGUUAUAG
Rhopalosiphum padi (bird cherry-oat aphid) is the source of this 1186-nucleotide messenger RNA. RefSeq names its product eukaryotic translation initiation factor 4E-like. Lineage: Eukaryota; Metazoa; Arthropoda; Insecta; Hemiptera; Aphididae. The transcript has a single exon. The record is from RefSeq and is a predicted model, not a curated record. Gene Ontology annotation, cellular component: eukaryotic translation initiation factor 4F complex. Gene Ontology annotation, biological process: translational initiation. The coding region runs from base 629 to 1186 and encodes 185 amino acids. Gene Ontology annotation, molecular function: RNA 7-methylguanosine cap binding; translation initiation factor activity.